AUCCCCCUUCCAGUUCGAGGUUCCUCUCUUACCCCUUCCCGUGCAAAGUUAAAUCCAUCUCCACUUCCAUUUUCUACUCCGAAGAAGGGACCUAUGUCCCGCUUCCCAUGUCUGAAAAAACCCUAAUUUAUUGAAUCAGACGCUCUGAAGGUCUAAAUUCCAAAACGAUGUCGCUUGCUUUCCAAUACCUUUCACUGAGUUCGUCGUCUCCUUCCCCUCCCCCCUCUUCAACCUUUUACUUCUCCACCUUCUUGUCCCGGAAUCCGUGCUUGUCUCUUCGAUACGCCCCUUGCCGAUUCCAUAGCACUCUGCAUUUUCAAAUUCUUGAUCACAAGCUUCGAAGCCCUUUUAAUUUUGGUUCCAUUAAUGCCCAUCAGUUCAAUCCUCGAGUUUCUAUAUCUGAAGGAGCUGGACGGAGAGACGGUGAUGAUUUCGAUAUCGAUUCUUUACUUUCAGCUGCUGAGUUGUUUUGCCUCGUUACGUCGUUGCUCGCUUCUGUUGGUUUCGCUUUGAAUUGUGUGAAAGCCAGCUCUAAGAGUGUGUUUUUGGCGGUCUUCGGUGAUAGGAUUUUGGUUGGCGCAAUUUUGUUUCUGGUGGCGGGGGUUGCAAUUGGUGCUUGGAUUCGUAGGCGGCAGUGGAAUCGGAUAUAUCGAGAGACGGCGAAGGGUGUAUUGGAGGUGAAUUUGGUGGAAAGAACCAACAAACUGGAGGAGGAUUUGAGGAAUUCGGCAACGCUUAUUCGAGUAUUGUCGAGGCAGCUGGAGAAGCUGGGGAAUAGGUUUAGAGAUACUCGAAAGGCUCUGAAGAAGCCCGUCGAGGAGACUGCAGCUUUAGCUCAAAAAACCUCUGAGGCCACUCGAGCAUUGGCAGUUCGGGGAGAUAUUCUGGAGAACGAGCUUGGGGAAAUCCAGAAGGUCUUACUAGCUAUGCAGGAACAACAACAAAAGCAACUUGAGUUGAUUCUAGCAAUAGGGAAGUCGGGAAAGAUAUGGGAAAGCAGACAAGAGCGUAGUGGAGAACAAAGUCCUUUUGGAAGGCACGAUCUGAUCGACGAACGCAUAAAUCAAAAGGAAGUCCUAGACGUUUGAGCUCUUUGAAGAAGAGAAUGGAGAUGGCUUAGGAUUCUUUUCAUACAAAUUGGAAUGGUAGUUUUUGCAUAAUGACAGAAUAGGAUUAAGGACUGUAAUGUUGGUGGCAGUUUAAACUCCAGCAUUUAUCACAUGAUAUUUUUUUGCCAGAAAAGAUAUCGGGAUUCCAUAAUGUGAGAGUUAAUGGGAACUGGAAAAUUGCACCCAGAGAGAAAGUGUGAAGCGGUUGGGGGAAGUGUAAUCAGGGAAAUGUAAUUUUUGUGACUGUGUUAAUGGGAUAAACAUUCUGCUUAGCCAUUGUUAUUUUGAUUUUUCGUUGUGUUA
Messenger RNA from Cucurbita pepo subsp. pepo (vegetable marrow), 1412 nucleotides. RefSeq lists its product as uncharacterized. Gene Ontology annotation, cellular component: chloroplast envelope. Lineage: Eukaryota; Viridiplantae; Streptophyta; Magnoliopsida; Cucurbitales; Cucurbitaceae. The record is from RefSeq and is a predicted model, not a curated record.